Molecule: messenger RNA, 1334 nt
Organism: Coffea eugenioides
Lineage: Eukaryota; Viridiplantae; Streptophyta; Magnoliopsida; Gentianales; Rubiaceae
Product: probable serine/threonine-protein kinase WNK11
Exons: 3
Coding region: 172-1068 (298 amino acids)
Biological process (GO): intracellular signal transduction; protein phosphorylation
Cellular component (GO): cytoplasm
Molecular function (GO): protein serine/threonine kinase activity; ATP binding
Source: RefSeq, a predicted model, not a curated record
UCUCGUCUUUUUACGGAAGCAGCAGUAAGCUCUAAGCUUCUGUUUAGACUUUAGUGAAGAAGACAAAAGUCUUCUCAUCCACCCUUCUGGGCCUUCUCCCUACAUGGCCUUAAUCGGUUUUAUUGUUGGGAUCUGAAUAAAGUUUUGGUCGUUUCAUUGAAGCUAACAAGCAUGGGCUCUGAUGCGGCCAAUGCAGACACGGAGCCAUUCGUGGAGGUUGAUCCCAGUGGCCGAUAUGGCCGGUAUAAUGAGCUUCUGGGCUCAGGAUCAGUGAAGAAAGUGUACAGGGCAUUCGAUCAAGAGGAAGGAAUAGAGGUGGCUUGGAACCAAGUGAAAUUGCAGAAAUUCUGUGAAGAUAAAGCUAUGAUUGAGAGGCUAUAUUCUGAGGUUAGGUUGCUGAGGACAUUAAAGAACAAGAAUAUUAUAGCCCUGUACUCUGUGUGGAGAGAUGAGGAAAAGAAAACAUUGAAUUUUAUCACUGAAGUUUGUACUUCUGGGAAUUUGAGGGAGUACAGGAAAAAGCAUAGGCAGGUUUCGUUGAAGGCAUUGAAGAAAUGGUCCAGGCAAAUUCUCAAGGGUUUGAACUAUUUGCAUACUCAUGAACCCUGUAUCAUUCAUCGAGAUCUGAAUUGCAGCAAUGUGUUCAUCAAUGGCAAUAUUGGACAGGUGAAGAUUGGUGAUUUGGGAUUGGCUGCAAUUGUGGGGAAGAGUCAUUGUGCACGUACAAUGGUUGGCACCCCAGAAUUCAUGGCCCCAGAGCUAUACGAGGAGGAUUACACCGAGUUGAUUGAUAUAUAUUCAUUUGGUAUGUGUGUGCUUGAGAUGGUAACCCUUGAAUUGCCCUACAGUGAGUGUGACAAUGUUGCAAAGAUAUACAAGAAGGUGAUGUCUGGGGUGAGACCUCAAGCCAUGGACAAGAUUAAGGACCCUGAGGUGAAGGCAUUCGUAGAGAAGUGCCUUGCAAAGCCAAGGGAUAGGCCCUCAGCUGCUGAUCUUCUCGAGGACUUGUUCUUUGAUGGGAUAGUUGACGAUGAUGACGAUAAUGCAGAGGAUAAUAUUCGUCUAUGAUGACUAUUGAUUAUAGAUGUAAAUGUUGGUUUUGCUAAGUCAGCAAGCAACCUUGUUGCAUUGUUUCUUCAGCUUUCCGCCCUUUUUGCCUCUGACUUAUUAGAGAGGCAUGGGGAGGAUCACAACUGGUUUUGGAUGAUUUGUUUUGAUAUUAACAAAGCUGUAGUUGCACAACCACACUAUUAUGUUAGUAUUAAGUUCAACAAAGACAAUGAGUAGGAUGUCGAGUUGUACAAGAAAGAACAUGACCAAAGAAUAAGUUGUUG